Molecule: messenger RNA, 12352 nt
Organism: Peromyscus maniculatus bairdii (prairie deer mouse)
Lineage: Eukaryota; Metazoa; Chordata; Mammalia; Rodentia; Cricetidae
Gene: Fut9
Product: fucosyltransferase 9
Cellular component (GO): membrane
Molecular function (GO): alpha-(1->3)-fucosyltransferase activity
Source: RefSeq, a predicted model, not a curated record
GAAAAGGAGAGUGGAGGAAGGUGACAGGCUGAGAGUGGGCAUCUGGGAGCCUCAGCAAAGGAACCAGCGGCUGUGUGUGCACGCACAGGUGCCACAGGCCUGGCGCCUAGAGCUCUGUCUUUGCAGCCUCCCAGCUCAGCACAAGCGGCAGCUUGCUGAAACUGCAGCCUCGGCAGAGCGUGGGUAUUCCCAGCCACCUCCACCCGAGGAAGAGGCAAAGGAAAGGGCGCGAAGGGGGAAGCAUGGCGUGGCAGGGGUUUGGGGCAAGACCCACAGCCUCAUCUCGGAGCUCCUCUAGUGAGAACCUGUACUCAGCGUCUGUGCUCCUCCCUUCUCUUCCCAACUCUCGGUGAUCAUCUCCAUCUCCCCUCGCGCAUCCCUUCCCCCCCUCCUGCCUUUCUUUGCUCUCCCUCCUUGCCGCGUGCCUGCUCCCCUCCCCCUCGCCUGGCUGCUCUGGGCAGCAGCAGCCUCAGCAGCCCCGGAGAUGGGCAGAGAGCGCGCGGGGCGCUGCAGCUCUGGAGCAGCGGCUCUCCCCGCCCCCGGUGCCCUGCGCCCCUGCUGCCGCUCUCGCCGCCUGGCUGUCCCCCGACUCCAGCUCUGCUUCUAGGACAGCGCCGCCACCGCCACAAGCCCUGGUCCCGCCUGCGCUGCGCUACCCUCACGCGCCCUGGAUGGCGCUUUCCCUGGUUGGGAUGGAAUUGAUUUAGAAUGUGACAACUGAAGCAUCUGAUAACACAGUGGAGUAGUUCAACCUCCGUCUCUGCUUCCCAUGCUGGUCUCUAUAGUGUGAAAAAAAAGUAUGACCUCAACAUCCAAAGGCAUUCUCCGUCCAUUUCUAAUCGUCUGCAUUAUCCUGGCCUGCUUCAUGGCGUGUCUGCUCAUUUACAUCAAACCCACCAACAGCUGGGUCUUCAGUCCAAUGGAGUCUGCCAGUUCUGUGCUGAAAAUGAAAAAUUUCUUCUCCUCAAAAACUGAUUAUUUUAAUGAAACCACUAUUCUGGUGUGGGUGUGGCCAUUUGGGCAGACCUUUGACCUUACAUCCUGCCAAGCGAUGUUCAACAUCCAAGGGUGCCAUCUUACAACAGACCGCUCACUGUACAACAAAUCCCACGCGGUCCUGAUACACCACAGAGACAUCAGCUGGGAUCUGACUAAUUUACCUCAGCAGGCUAGGCCACCCUUUCAGAAAUGGAUUUGGAUGAACUUAGAGUCUCCCACUCAUACUCCUCAAAAGAGUGGCAUCGAACACUUGUUCAACCUGACACUAACUUAUCGCCGUGAUUCAGAUAUUCAAGUGCCUUACGGCUUCUUGACGGUGAGCACAAGCCCCUUUGUGUUCGAAGUGCCAAGCAAGGAGAAGUUGGUGUGCUGGGUUGUGAGUAACUGGAACCCUGAGCAUGCCAGGGUCAAGUAUUAUAACGAGCUCAGCAAGAGUAUUGAAAUCCACACCUAUGGGCAAGCAUUUGGAGAAUACGUGAACGAUAAAAACCUGAUUCCCACCAUAUCUACUUGCAAAUUUUAUCUUUCUUUUGAAAACUCAAUUCACAAAGAUUACAUCACAGAAAAGCUCUAUAAUGCAUUUUUAGCUGGCUCAGUACCUGUUGUCCUGGGACCGUCUAGGGAAAACUAUGAGAAUUAUAUUCCAGCUGAUUCAUUCAUUCAUGUGGAAGAUUAUAACUCUCCCAGUGAGUUGGCAAAGUAUCUGAAGGAAGUUGACAAAAACAAUAAGUUGUACCUUAGUUACUUUAACUGGAGGAAGGAUUUCACAGUAAACCUCCCACGAUUUUGGGAGUCACAUGCAUGCCUGGCUUGUGAUCAUGUAAAAAGGCAUCAAGAGUAUAAGUCUGUUGGUAAUUUAGAGAAAUGGUUUUGGAAUUAAAGUUUCCAUCAUUUUCACAUUUAAUGAAUUAUAAUAAUGUAACAUCAUUCAAGUUGUGAGGAUAAGAAGAGAAACAAUUUGCUUUGUGUCACAGUUUAUUUUUAUCACCCUCUCUUGAACAACAUGUAUAUUUUGAUGGGAAUUUUUAAGAGCUCGAAAUUAGCAAUCACUCCAUUUGGUUUUAAAUUAUCCUGUAUAUAUGUGAUAAUGAACACUGAAAAUAAUUUAUUCUUCAUUCUCAUUUGUAAACAUUCUUUUUCACAUUUUAUAGGUGCCUGUAAAGUAAAUUUAUGAUUCAAUUGUUUCUGCAUCAAUAAGAUCUUUAAACUGUUUGGGAAAUGGAAAUGUAUAUCCUAAAAUAUGAAAGAUUUUUACCAAGUAUUAUAAUGUCUAGAUUCUAGCUUGAACAAUGUUAACAAAGAAGGAUCAGAGUAUCACUUCAUUCUUAACCUCAUUGACUUAACUGAUGUAGUUUUUACCUGUUUACCAUAUUUGUGAAGGCCGACUUACUCAUGUAGUAAAUAAGAAAGAUAUGAAGCAGAAAUGUUAUUAGACUUCACACUCAUUUUCAUUAAGUUGUUUUGCAAAUGCAGACUCUCAACAUUUUAAGUUAAGGUAUGCAAGAAUUUUGGGGCAUACAAUUUUUGUGAUAUUUUUAAUGCCUAAUAACAGCUAAGAGAAGCUUUGAUUGCCCCCUUUCAAGUCCUGAGCAUAGUCAUUGUUGUAAAAAUAAACAAUUUCCUCCUAUAACAAGGAAAAUAAUAUCUGCAAAUAAAAAUAGAUUAUAUAAAUGGUAACAUUUACACAAUUUUAAUUACUUCUCCAUUUGAAUAUUUUCCCAAGCAUAUUUAAAAGUUUUAUUUUUCCAUAUUUGGUAAUGAAUACAUAUAAAACUUGAAAGGUCUAUCCUUAUUUUAAAAAAAACUAAACAAAAUUAUUACCAAUGGGUCUAAUAUAUCAUUAAAUAUAAUAAAGUAUGAACUUUCAAGGGACAGACAGUACUGACACAGAGUAUGAUUUCAAUAUGUAUUUGUUAAAUAAAUUAAUUAACAGCAUUGAAAAGUCAUGGGUUAUUUUUGUUUGUUUCAAUAAAGGAACAGAUCUAGCCUAUGACUAUUAAUUGAAAAUGAUCUUUUUUAUUCCAUUUUAAAAAUUAUUCCUACAUAGCAUAUGUUGUUAUGAUAUUCAGGGCUUUGCAAAACCAAUAUAAACUUAGUAUUGCACUGAAUUUUGGGGCAUGUUAUUCAUGAACUUUCAGCUGCCUGCAGAAAUUCUCUUCUGUAAGUUUAGUGGAGGUAGAUGGACAUAUGCAGAUGCAGUGGAUUAGAGGGAAAAAAAAAACAGAUACUGAGACUCUUACAGAAAAUUAUUCUCUAAAGGAUUCCUGAUGCUUGUGUUCUACUCUGGUCAAAAUCUACAGAAAAUGUAGUGUUCUGAUGACAUCCAAUUGGAUCUUUUGUGGCUCAUUUUAAUUUUCUUAUUACCUGUUACAAUCAACAGAAUUUACACUCACUCUCUACAUAGAUUAUUGGGGAAGAUAAAUUUCAGUUCAGUAAGCAAGAACUGUGUGUCCUGUGAAUGAAUGAGCUUCUCUGGCAAGGGAAGUAUUUGAGCAAAGAAAGACUUCAGAAUUAAAUAGAGACAUUGAUCCUGCGUUCAUUUUUUUUUUAGACAUAAUUACACAGGUAAUGUUGUCAGCCCCAAACCAACACAGAAAUAAAAUAAAAUUAAAUCAUGUUUUCAUUGCCAUAAAGGGACUGUGACACUGAGCUUUCUAUAAGUUCUAUCUUGUACAACUCUCAAUGGAGAUUGUAUGAGUCAUUGUUCAUUUAAUGAAAAGGAAAAAAAAACUACUAGUAAUUUUAUCCAGUUGUUUAGCUACUCAACAUGUGUUGGAAUUGCAAGUUUUUCUACUCAUUUGACCCACCAUAGAUUUUAUUUCUUCUGUCCACACAUUGUUUCAUAUAUAAAGAAAGGGUCUGUAUACAUGGAUAGUGCCUAAAGGCUCUAUCAUAUAUUUAUUUGUUUAAAAGUCAAUUUCAUAUAUGUACAUUUAUUCAUUAUGUUUUUGAUCCAUAAAAUGUAGGUACCUAAAUAUGCAAAGAGAAGCUUAGAAAGUGUUUUCUCUGAAAGCUGGAAAGCAUUCAGUAUUGUUUCCACCCACCAUUGCUAAACUGAAUGCUAAGAGCCUUGAAGGCAGUUGUCUCUUCUGUUGACAAUGAAUCUGAGCUCAUUCUUGAACUGAAACUACAACUAAAUGCCAGUAAUAUAAGCCAAGGCAAGGCAACAAGUAUUCCACUAGUGCAUCUGUACAUUGAAAGCCUAAUACCAAGCCAUGGAAAUGAGUGUAUGAACUUCAAGUGAACAGUGAAUGGGCCAGCUAUUUAACCAGAAGAAAUGACAGCAAUAUUCGUAAGUUAAGCUCUUCUGAUCUAUGAAUUAAUUAGAUAUAAAGACAUUGUUUACUCCUGACAUAUGAUGAAAGACAGAGAUGUGAACAUGGUGAUAAUAGAGAUUAGAAUUUAAGGGUCCUAUGGUUAUUAAUCUCAUGUUUGGCUCCACCUCAUCUACACCUUAUUGUUCAAAUAUGUCCCAAUUCCUAUAAUAUGAAUAUAACAUUGUCACAUAGGAUGAUAUAUUCUGGGACUUCAACUUUUAAAUAUAUAGUAAAAAAAAAACCUUAAGUGUUGACAUUCUUUCUGAUUUAAUGUUUCUCCAGUUGAACUUUAGCAGAAAGAAUGAGCUUUUCUAUGUGUAAGUGAGAGAUAACCAUUGAAAAGAUAUGCCAGUGACCACUUUUUUAAUAAAUCCUGUGACUUACAGUUUUUUUAAGGAUAUCUACAUGAAAGAUAGAUUGAGUCAACCAAUUUGGCUUGCUGUUGGUUAUAAUAAAGAUAGAUAAUAUGCCUGGUAAUAAACAAUGGCUCGAAAAAGACGAUGAACAAAUUUACAUUCCAAGUGCAGAAAGUCAUUACAACCAGUGUUCUGAAUAUUUAAUCAUUAAUUAUUGCAGACCUUAUUAGUAAGAAUAUGUAAAUAAUUGUUUUAAGCCUUACUGAUGAGAACAUGUACUGAAUUAUCCAUAUCCAUAUUUAAAGAAGGAAAACAUGACAGCCAUAUCUUGUAGGACAGCUAUGACUUGAUAUAAAGUAGAAACUAUAAAAAAAAAUCUUAGUAGCAAAGUAGCAACAGCUUACAAGGUUCAUACUUACUGUGAAAAGCAUAGCCCUGGAAUAUGUGGAGCUUAGACCAAAAACCUUGAGGUAUAAAAUAAUAGAUUACUUAAGGAAUUAUUUGCUGAGCCUUUAAAUUCUUUCUUCUAAUGAGAGAUUAAAUAAGAGAGGAACAAAAAAAAGCAGAAAAUAAAUUACUGAGAUUUUUUUCACUUGUCUAUUUUCAGACUAGAUUCCAUGGCUGUUACUCACCCAGAAAGUGUUUGAUGUGAAUUAAUGUUUCAUAAAGUUUAGUUCCCCAUGUUUACUUUGUGUUUGAUCAUGUCUGCCGCCUCCUAAACUCUAAUAUCAAGGGAAGGGGAUGUUAAAAUUUGCAAUCAAGCUACUGAAUACAAUAGACUUUAGAAGCUAAAGGAUAAGUAGUUCCUGAUCAAGGAGGGGUUAUUAACACAUGCCUAAUAAAUAAUUACAUUAAUAAAAUUAGUGGGCAUGAAAAAUACUUUUAAUGUCAAAAUACCAGCUUCUUCCGGCUAAAUGGAGAUAAUUUUUAUUUUAACUUUACUGUUCCCCUUGCUCCCUGGAUAGAGAAAACAGACAGUAUAAGUUCUUAUCAUGCUUUAAGAACCCAAAAGAGAGCCUGGAAAGAUGGCUCAGAGGUUCAAUUCCCAGCAACCUUCUGGGUGUCUCAAAGCAUCUAUAAUAGGAUCUGAUGACCUCUUCUGACAUGCAGGUAUACAUGCAGAGCACACAUACAUACAUACUCAUACAAGUAUAUAAAAUUUUUAAAAAAGAACCCAAAAGAAAUAGAAUGUUAAGAAAAAUUAAGCUAGAUUUGGAAAUUGUUGAUAUUCUACUCUUCAGCUGUUUCUAGUAGAAAAGAAAUUAUUAUGUAAAGAGGAUACAAAAUGAAGCACCACAAUAAGCAAAUAUAUAUUAUCGAACUGUGAGGCGAGAAAACAGUUAUACUCUUCAUCCUUUGCUACUUGCACUUGUUGCAUUUUGAAAAUAUUGCCAACAUCAGUCAGUCAGGUGAUUUCUGAUUGUGGCCAUCUCUCCUCCAGAGAUUUUAUGGUAUUUUAAAAAUGAGUAAACUCUGCUACUAUCCAAAGUGUGAUCUCUCUUUGUAAUUCAUAUUCAACCAUCCAUAUUCAUAAACAGUUAAUAGAGUCUAAAUGGGAGACACACUAUUAAACUAGAAAUAUAAGUAAUUCUACCCUAGGCUAUCAUUGCAACAAAUUGUAGCAUUGAGAAAGUAACUUAACCUCUAUGGAUGACUAUGUCUGUAAGGAUUCCCUCAGCACCACUGCUCUUUAAUAUAAGGCCUAAAUUGAUAUGUGCAUAAAUUUGAAUUUCAAAUUUCCUUGACUAUCUAGAAAUAUUUUUGAAAGUUAAUACUCUACAUAGAAUUUCUUUUUAUUUCUCUACAAAAAUAUAUAAAUAUUUAAAGCAUGAAACUGGUUAGUCUAAUAAUGAAAGGAACAUAAUCUUGCUUCUUUACUGAAGCUCACAAUGUAGCAAGUGCUCAAUUAACUAAUCUUUCUCCUUUAUAUUCUUCUUCUUAGGUCCUUUGUAACACACUUUUUUGAGAACUUGAUUUCCUGUAGAAAAUCAACCAUAUACUGAACCCUGUUCUAAAACAUUUCAGAUUUUUCUGUACUAUUUAGAAAUUUUAUACUUUUAACACAUGACUAACUAAUGUUCAUUCAUUUAACAUACUUUGAAUGUAUUUUACUUUAAAAUGAAAUUCCCUACCAAUAAUUUUUAAAACAUUACACAAAAGCAUUGUUCCCAAGCAAUGUGAUCUAGAGUUUGUAAGAGAAUUUACUCAUAACUGACAACUGAUCCCUGUUCCAUGCAAGUGGAACCACUCCAACAAAGAAUCAAAAAGAAGGAAUAAGGAAGAAGCCAUGCUAUUAGUACAAAAUUAUCCUGUGCCUGCCAGGGGUUCUCAGACUCACAUCUGCCUUGGGGACUCCCUAUAUCAAUGAUAUAAGAAUCAUUUACAUGAUUUGAAAUAUCGUUAUGAUAUAUGACAUUGUUGCCCUAGGUCCACAAUUUUAACAACUCCCUAGACAAUUCUGACAUGUUGCUAGUUUUGGUAGUCUCUGUCCUGCUUAUUAAAUAGAAAUCAUUCUAUAUUGGAACAAUACAGACAUAAGAUACUGCCAUUUUUAGCUAACUUGGAAUCUUCUUAGAUAUAUUGUUAGGUAUUAUUGUAUUUCAUAACUCAAGAUUUUCCACAUGGUUGAUUAUGUCUUGCACAGUUGUACUGUUCUUCAGCUAACAUUAUGAUUUAGGACAAACUAUUUACCAUUUCUAGCUGUUUACCUGGAGAAUUUUUCUUUUACUCUUUCCCUUAGUUUUUAAAUGCUUUUUUUUAUUUUUCAGAAUAAAAACAAGGGUAGACAGUCAUAAGGAUCUCUUGCAGCCGUCAAACCAUUCAACAUGCUUGACCCAUUGCUUUUCUGGGUCUCAGAAGCCUGUGUGAUAGCUAGGAUAUGGCAACAAGUUAUAACACUGUAGAUUGUCCACAAUGAUGAAUUCAAAAUUAAAUGUGAGCUAUGCUAUUCACUAGCUGUGCUUGAGCUGUGCUUGAGCAUCUCUGUUAGUAUCAGGUUCUGUGUAUGUAUAAUAGGGGUAGCCUAUUUUACAAACAAAUGAAUGCACCCCUAAAAUAAUAGACCAUGAUACAUACAUAUAUUUAUGUGUAUGUGUGUGAGUGUUCCACCACUAAGGUACACUCUCAGUUAUAAAAGAAAAUAAGAGAAAUUUAGAACAUAUCCAAAUUUCAGCUCUAACAUCUUUUGGUGUUUAACUGGAAGCUCACAAAAAUUGAUGAAAAUUUAAACGAUCAAAGGGCAAAUACUGAAUAGAAGGGAUAUGCACAAACACAGUGUGGAAACAUGCAGUAACAUCUACUGGAAUUAGAAAGUACUGGGAGGGGUUCUGGGUUGUGGCAGUGGUGGAUAGACAGCUUGCCUCACUAAGCACAUAUAACAUCUCCUAAAAUAAGCAGGCCUUCUUUUUUUCACUGUUAUGAUAAAUCUGUAAAUUAAUAUUAAUUUAGCAUGUUAGCAGUCCAUACAGCUAAAGUCCAAGGAUAGAAUAGCAGAUACAUUCUCAGAGAUCAUUUUCUGGUGAGGAAAUUUAGAAAUAUCCAACAACCUGACUGAAUACUUCACAUCAACUGCUGGCUUAGGCACAGAACCAGCUAAGGGUAAUUUACAAGAGAACCCCACCUCCCUUUACCUUUCCUAAAGAUUACAGAAAAUGAAAGAGUCAAAAUGUUAAGAUAUAAACUCAUUAAACAGAAAUUAAUUUGUUCAGUGAUGCAGAAAUGAAAUAAUUUAGCCAGGCUGUGAUUAAGACUCUGCUAACUGCAUGAUAAAUGGGGCUUUGACACGAACAAUCUCAGCUGUGUGUGUGUAUGUGUGUGUAUAUAUAUAUAUAUAUAUAUAUAUAUAUAUAUAUAUAUAUAUAUAUAUAUAUAAUUUUUAAGUUCAAUGGCCCAAAAAGAUAGAUUUAAGGAAUAUUUUCACAUGUAAGAAAAGAGUGAUAUUUAAGAUAAUAUAUUAAUUUUUUUAAAUUCUGUUUCUUUAAAAGAUAUUAGAAAUGUUAUAUCUUAUUAGAAAACCUCAAAAAUUGAAUAUUUACUGAAUUCUCAGGCAACUGAUUAUUUUUGAAUUAAUUGAAUAUGUAAUGGAGAUCAAAUAAGAGGCUAGAGUUUUAACUGUGAAAACAAACAGUGAAAAAAAGUGUUGCAGGUGAUUUCUAUAGAAUCUAAAAUUGGAGAAGCAUGUUAACUUUUUUACUCAUGCCUGAAUGCCAUUUUGAUUAAUGAGGAUGUAGCAGCUAGAUAAUCAGGCUUGGCAAAAAUGGUUCACAAAGACUCAAUUAACGUCCAAGACCCAAGACUCCUUAUUCUGUAAGAAAUACAUGCACGUUAAAAUGUAUCCCCUGUCUCAAACUAGCCUCAUUAGCUCCCUUCAGCCCAUAGUUGAGACAACCCUUGAGAUGACAUCCUUGUCAAUGUAAGAUCACCAAAUGAGUGCUCAUGUGGGUAAGGAUAUUAUGUAUCUCCAUGGACUAUGUUGAGACCAGAGUCCAGACUACUUAAUUGUCUACAGAAAACUGGAAGCCAUCUAUCCAUAAGAAAACAUAUGAUUUAUCACAGAUUCUAAUGCAUUGUUUUAAAAAAAUUAAUCAAGGGACAAUAUUAUGUUUUUCUUCCUUUUCUUUUUCUGUGUCUUAAAAUCAUGUGGAUAAUAGAGUGUGACAAUAUAAAAAAAAUGUUUUAUAGAGUUCCUAAGAAUCAAAGGAGGUAUGGGGGGAGGUAAAAGGCAACAUACCCCCUUUUAUAAAUACACUGACCAUACUUUUAAAAUUCAGUUAUCUUUUCAGUAGUAAUGUGGUUUAUUCCCUGUCUGUACCAGCAUGGGAUGAAGAAGUGCUUUUAAAAAACAAGAUAAAGGGAUAACAAGUCUAAAUUCAGACCCAGGUUUACAUCAUGCAGAAAGAAGAAAUCAUCAAGAAGAAACAAGAAAAUGUGAAGUAAAUUCAUGAUCAAGUCCAUUUUAGCUUUUAGCACCUAUGGUGUAAUUUGCUAGCAUUUCUGAGCCACAGAUUUCUCUUCUGUUAUCCAAAUGUGACAGACUGUCAUUAGAUUCACCUAAGAAACUCAUAAAUAUGGAAAUUGAUCAGAAAUAUGGGCUAUCAUAUACUCUAGACUUUUCCUCCAUGCUUUUUGCCAGGUGGCUAUGUUCUAUGACUGGUAAGGGGUUGGACCCUUCCAUAUAAAGCUUGGAAUAAAGUGCUGCUAAAGAAGAAAGCUAUAGUGACGAUCCACAAAGGAAGAACACAGAAUGUGCCUAUCACCUUGAUUCUGUUCAAUGUUGCCAUAUAGACCAUAGCCAACACUUGAGUAGUUCACGUAAUUUUCAUAAAGGGACUUAUACUCAAGGAAUGGAGGGCAAAGCAAUCACACUAAAACAAAAUGUGCCAAUUCUUCCAAUAUGUAAAUUUUAAGAAUCAGUAAUGAAUAAACUACUUUGAAAGCAAUUGUAUGUUUUAUUAUUGUAAUGUAAUUUGCACUAUGAUAUUGUCAUGUUCAAGCAAAUUUAAAAUACUCUGAUAUCUAAUGCCAAAUGUACAGUUCAUAAGUUCAUGUUAUUUCUUAUAAGAAUUACAUUGCAUUGUGCCAGUUGAUUAAUGCUAUUAACUUGCCCUGGGUGUGUUAUGAUGCAGAUCCAACAGGGUUGUUGUAAGCACACUAAUUAGUCAUCUAGGGUUUUAUAGAUAAAAUCACACAUUGAUCAGAAAUCACUUUUCUACUUAUUUUUUUGUAGAGUAUUUUUUCACACCUGAGAAAACAUGAUUAUUUUAUAUCAAACAUCAGUUUUUCUUUAAAAUCUUAUUUUAGUAGCCAAUGCAUGUUUGAAAUAAGAUGUUAAAUAUUAUAUGAUAAUAUUAAGGUUGUGUUUGUAAGUGAAAAUAUGCAUGCUGUAAUGAAUCAUGCAGGUUUGAGGGUGCGUUUUUCCACUGCCAUCUUCCACAAGAGCUUUGUCUUAAUCUGUGCAUGAUUUACAUCCUUUCAAGAGUCCUCUUUCAGUAUUUAUGAAGUGAUAUGUGAGUCUUAGUGCUGAUGAGCCCCUGAGACAAGGUGCAAUACUGUUCUGUUUUAGUUUUUCUUCUAAUUUGCAUUAUAGUGUUGUAAAUUUUCCCAGAAAACUUUUUCUUGGAGUUGUUGGCAAUUAGCUACAAUAAAUAAAACAAUUUCUUGGUAAAUCUUACCACUGACUGCAUAGCAACUUAAUGUGUCAGAGCAUGAAGAUGUGAAAAAGUCAUUUUUACAAGUUCCAUUAUAUGAAUACAAUAUUCUGGCAGCUUUUUGUAUAAUCAAGAAAGGCUUAUCAUUUUUGAAACACUGCCAAAUCAGUACUACUGCCAAGAGGGAGAAGCAUUAAGUCAGACCUGCAUUACACUAACUUGAGCAAUAACAGACUAUCCAGACCACAGCCAAUUGGUACAGCAGAGAUGGGGGAAUGGUAGACCAAAACUUUUGUUUCUUAGUAAUUUGCAAAAUGUAAGAGUAUGAAUUUUGGCAAUAGAGUCAUGCCUUUACAUGCUGAUAAUUCAAAAUGAUCUUUAAAAUUAAAACUGAUCCCAUUCUGGGAAGGAUGUGUCCACGCAUUUUGUUUAUUUGGUCUGAUUUGUUUCAGAAUAUACUUGUGUUUUUGAAAGGCCUAAAUUCAAGCAGGUACUAUGUGUAGACCAAUCUCUCCCUCUCCAUAUGAGAAGUCAUUUAUCAUAACACAUAAUGGGUAGAACAUAGCUUUCAGUAAUUCAAAUCACCAGUAUAAACAUUUAUAAUGUUGAAAGGUGAUUUCACUGUUAUGUUAUCAAAGCAAUGGAAAUCCUAGCUUUCUGUUCAUUUGUUUAUCUACAGAAUAUUGCUUCUUUGAGGUCUAAUUUUAUCAGCAACAAUGAAGGUAGUGUAAUGCUAAGAAAAUUGACUCUAGUUACUAUUCCAAGUCAAAAUCCUGAAGCUGAGUCCUGCUGUAGUCCAAAAGAAAAGCAUUGAUUCACAUAAUGAGCAGCCAGCCUCAGAGAGGAUGACUACAACAGUCAUGAUAUCAUAAGUGUGAGCAGUCCAGUCUGCCACAGAAAGGAUGACUGCAUUGCACCAUUCAUUCAUGAUAUUGCAGUUGUGGGAAAGAAUAACUAUGCCAUUCAUUACACUGCAGGUGUGUAACAGUCAGCAAACCUCUGAUCUGGUCUUCUAGUUUGAUACUGCAUGCAUCCCUUCAUUGAGUUUACCUGUAAGUAACAACACUUUGUGGCAGCUAAGCAAAUAUUUUAAUAAGCCAUGAAAGGCAAGAUGUCAUAGGAAAUCUGUACUUUCCACUAUUUGGAGAAAUUGUACUUUCCAUAAAUUAAACUGGAAUUGCCAUUUGAAAUUUCCUUCCCUUAAAAAUAUGCCAUUACAAUGUAUGCUCCUGUUCAUUGAUGCCUUUUAAGCUUAUAGCUAUAUGAUGUGACUGCUACAAUUUUGUGAAAUUUUGUUUAGCAAUUAAUGGUUUUUACAACCUGCACAAAGAUUCCAAUGCAGAAGUAAAUGUGUAAAGAAUUUGAGCCUGUAUGUAAGAUGUCUCUUCCUUAUGUGACAUUUACUAUAUUCAAUGUAAAUACCUCACUGAUUUGACACUGGAGUUAUUAGAUGUGUAAAUAAUGAUGUUCUAUUUGGGCCUAAUGAAUUCCUGUAACGUGAAUAUUUAAAAUAAAAGGAUUCAAUUUAAAUGUA